GAAGCAGGAACCACCGGGACCGGGAGAAUCGUCUAUAAUGAGACCGCUGCUGCUGCGCUGCUCGCUGGGCUGCUUGGUGACAGGUUUCGGCUCUUUCUCCGCCUCUCGCAGUAAAGUGGUCACACAAGCAGCACCUCUUCUGUGUUAUCUGAGAAAAACGAUGCACUAUCAAACGGAGCAGAGAGGACACCCGAAUUCUCCCGACUACCGGCUAUACUUUAAAACGUCUGAAGGGAAAUACGUUUCACCAUUCCAUGAUAUUCCACUUAUAGCAGAGACACAACAGGACAAUGACGUGCCAGCUAAAAAACCCAAGCGGAAUGAGAGUGAGGUUCUCUACAACAUGGUUGUGGAGGUACCUCGAUGGUCAAAUGCCAAAAUGGAGAUCGCAACAAAGGAAGCGCUGAAUCCGAUCAAACAAGAUGUAAAGAAAGGAAAGCUCCGAUAUGUUGCCAACGUAUUUCCCCAUAAAGGUUACAUUUGGAACUAUGGAGCACUCCCACAGACGUGGGAAGACCCAAACCACAAAGACAAAGAAACAAAGUGCUGUGGCGAUAAUGAUCCUAUUGACGUCUGUGAUAUCGGCACCCAGGUUUGCUCUCCAGGUCAGGUGAUCCAAGUAAAAGUGCUCGGCAUCUUGGCCAUGAUCGAUGAGGGAGAAAUGGACUGGAAGGUUAUUGCGAUCAAUGCUAAGGACCCGGACGCCAAAAACCUAAAUAGUAUAGACGAUGUCCGCAAGAGCCGACCAGGUCAUUUAGAGGCCACUGUUGACUGGUUUAGGAAAUAUAAGGUGCCUGAUGGAAAGCCUGAGAAUCAAUUUGGAUUCAAUGGACAAUUCAAAGACAAGGAUUUUGCAGUUGAGAUCAUUAAGUCCACCCAUGAGCACUGGAGGGCACUAGUGCAGAAGCAAACGAAUCCUGGAGGGAUUGAAUGCAAAAAUGUCUCUUGCUGUGAGAGCCCGUUCAAAUGCAGCGCUGAUGACGCCAGAGAGGUUGUCCAGUCGGCCCCUGCAUUUGGCAGCGCACACCCUGUGCCAACAGAGGUGGACACGUGGCAUUUUGUCUGAAGCCCCCAAAGCAACACGGAAACCAUCGAAACGUCUUAACAUCUAAUCAAGGAGUACCAGUUCUGCUGUGUCUUUUACAUGCAGCCGGAUUUAUUUUUUCUACGCACUCUGCCUCAGCUGUAUAUAGUGCCAUCUACAUUUAACAAAUUGUUGAAGAAAAGAAAAAUACCCAGUAUGAGCCAGUAAAGACGUGCUGUUGUAAUGCUCAGUAAAGAACCAGUGAGGUGUAUUUUUGGGUGUCAUGUUGACCACAGAUGGAUUAAUUAUUGGUUAAAAAAAAUAAAAUUAUAUAUAUAAAAUUUUCAGAGAUUAGUUGCAGAAAUAAUUGGUCUACUUUCUAUUAUAUUGUAAAUUACACUUUAUUGUCUGUUUUCAAUAUUUGUGUGACUGAUGUCAAAGUCCAGCCUUGGAUGAGACUGAAAGUGUUGCUCUGAUUUGCCUUUACAAAUGCAAUCGGUCUGUCCAUGCAGCUACAAACAACACAGCUCAGUUUGUAACAAGUUUCUCUUAUUUGGGUAAAUAAAAGAA
This is a messenger RNA of Stegastes partitus (bicolor damselfish), 1594 nucleotides long. RefSeq names its product inorganic pyrophosphatase 2 (gene ppa2). The coding region runs from base 38 to 1066 and encodes 342 amino acids. Gene Ontology annotation, cellular component: cytoplasm. The record is from RefSeq and is a predicted model, not a curated record. Gene Ontology annotation, biological process: phosphate-containing compound metabolic process. The transcript is spliced from 12 exons. NCBI's taxonomy places the organism in Eukaryota, Metazoa, Chordata, Actinopteri, Pomacentridae. Gene Ontology annotation, molecular function: inorganic diphosphate phosphatase activity; magnesium ion binding.